Messenger RNA from Saitoella complicata NRRL Y-17804, 5282 nucleotides. Its product is annotated as nucleic acid-binding protein. Gene Ontology annotation, biological process: rRNA processing. Gene Ontology annotation, cellular component: nucleus; small-subunit processome; nucleolus. The record is from RefSeq and is a predicted model, not a curated record. The coding region runs from base 22 to 5229 and encodes 1735 amino acids. Lineage: Eukaryota; Fungi; Ascomycota; Saitoellomycetes; Saitoellales; Saitoellaceae. The transcript is spliced from 2 exons. Gene Ontology annotation, molecular function: RNA binding; protein binding.
AGGGAGCAAAUCGCGACGACAAUGGCAGGACCACCAGGAGACUCUUCCUCCUCCAAGAAGCGCACAAUCGACGGCGUCUCCGUCUCGAGGGAGUUAUCCGCCCUGCGUGCGGACGAACAGGAUUUCCCCCGUGGUGGAGCGAGUGUGUUGACACCCCUCGAGUACAAGGAAGCCACGAACGAAGCUACACGGGACGUCUUGUUCGGGACUUCAGAUGCGGCGCCUGAGGCCAAGAGGAGGAAGACACAGAAACCUAAGCCCAACAAGCAGCAAAAGAGCGGAAAGAAAGAUGAAGCAGAGACGGAGAAAAAGAUUGAGGGACCAAGAAUAGAGGGAUUGAGUUUCAAGAGGUUGGCGAAGGGUACUGUUGUUUUGGGACAGAUUUCGAGCAUCAAUGCGUUGGAUAUGGUCGUUGCGCUGCCGAACAAUAUUUCUGGGUAUGUUCCCAUUACUGCCGUUUCGCCCAAGUUGUCGGCGAAUUUGGAUGCGGAGAUGAAGAAUGCGGAGGAUGAGGAUGCGGAGGAUGGAGAUGUCGAGGGUGCGGAUUUGAAGGAUUUGUUUAGGGUUGGGGAGUGGGUUCGGGUGUAUGUCACCGAGAACACGACGGGAUCGGUGGAGAAGAAGCUUAAGAAGAGGGUUGAGUUCUCUCUCUUCCCGGAACUCGUUAAUGGUGGACUCACGUUGGACGAUUGCGCUAAUACCGUCGUGCUUCAAGCUGCUGUGUUGUCGGUUGAGGAUCACGGACUUGUCGUGGAUGUCGGGAUCAAUGGUAUCACUGGUUUCGUGGCAAAGAAGGAUGUUGGAACACUCGAGUUUGCGAAGAUUAGGGAAGGUCAGGUUUUCCUUACCUCCGUAACUGGUAUCCCUGCCUCCCGCCGAAUCGUCCAACUCACCGCCGAUAUCACAUCGAAGAAAGCUUCCGUCCCUCUACAGGAAAUCUCGUCAAUUGACCAACUCCUCCCUGGAACGACCGUCAACGGACUCGUUACCGCCGUCCGUGGUACACAAGGUCUCGUGGCGAAGUUGUAUGGGUUGGUCGAUGGAACGGUCGACAUCUUCCACCUCGACGCAAACUCAAACAAGAAAUACAAGGAGGGCGACACGAUCCGCGCCCGUGUCAUCUCCACCUUCCCUGGCUCCGAACCCCGGAAAGUCGCGUUGUCUCUCCUCCACCACGUGCUCGAGCUCAACACUGCCUCUAUCCGCCAAGGCAAGGCUCGUCAGGAUCCGCUUGAGGCUUUGCCGAUUGGAACUAUUGUGGAGGCGGCGAAGGUGAAGAAGGUUGAGGCUACGCAGGGGUUGUGGUUGGAUAUGGGCGUUUCUGGAAUCCAGGGAUUCUGCCACAUCUCGCGUGUAGCGGAUAAGAAGAUCGAGACGCUUUCUGCUUCUACUGGAGCUUACAAACUCGAUUCUGUCCAUCGUGCGCGUAUUGUUGGUUGGGCGCCUGUUGAUGGGUAUUACAUCGUCUCCAUGGAGGAGAAGGUCCUUGAGCAGAAGAUCUUGAGGGUGGAGGAUGUGAGGGUUGGUGAGGUCAUUAAGGUUGAGGUUAGGAAGAUUAUUGGGGCUGGUAUUGUUGUUGAGAUCACGGAUAGUGUUACGGGGUUGGUUCCGACGAUUCACAUGGCCGAUACUGCCCUCCAGAACCCGGAGAGGAAGUUCAGGGAGGGAAUGUCCGUCGACGCAAAGGUCGUUUUUACUGAUCCUUCCAAGAGACGUGUGGCCUUGACCCUGAAGAAGAGUUUGUUGAACUCUGAUUUGCCGCUCAUCCAAUCUUUCGAGAGCGUUGAGGUCGGACAGAAUGCCGUUGGUACCCUUGUGACGUUGUUGGAUAAUGGUGCGUUGGUUGAGUUCUUUGGUGGUGUCAAAGCGUUCUUGCCGGUUGCGGAGAUGAGUGAGGCAUACAUCUCUAACCCCCGUGAUCACUUCCGUGUUGGACAGACCGUUAGCGUUUGGGUCCAGUCCGUCGAUGCCGAGAACGAGAAGAUGCGUGUUUCGUGCAAGAAUCCUGCGGCUUGGUCGCAGGGCCAGUCCCAGAAGUUCGAUGCGGUCGAGGUUGGUGGUGUCGUUUCUGCUACCGUCGCUGAUAAGCCUGAGGACCAGAUCAUUGUUUCUGUGUUGCCGGAUAUGAUUAAGGGUAUUAUCUCCUUGCCGCAGUUGAGCGAUGAGGAUUCUACGAAGGCGAAGGCUGUUCACACCAAGUUGCGCGUCGGACAGACAUUGAAGGAGCUCGUUGUUAUCUCCAAGAACGAGAGGAGCAAGCUUCUUGUUUUGUCGAACAAGCAGUCCUUGAUUAAGGCCGCUAAGGCUGGCAAGUUCCUCAAGAGUCUUGAGGGUGUCAAUGUCGGUGACAAGGUCGUUGGAUACGUCAAGAAUGUUACUGACUUUGGUGUCUUUGUUGGUUUUGCGGGUAAUCUUGUCGGGUUGGCGUUGAAGGCGCAUUUGUCUGAGCAGUACGUUCCUUCCGUUCAGGCUCUUUUCAGCCAGGGACAGAGCGUUACUGCGACAGUAGCCGAUGUCAACCGCGAGGAGAACAGGUUGCAGUUGACUUUCAGGGAGUUGAAGACUGUCGAGGACAAGCCCAAGGAGAAGAAGGAGAAGAAGGUUGCGCCGGAGGGUAAGACGCUCGCUGCUAAGCCUAUCGACCAGAACGUCACCUGCGUUGAGGACUACCAACCCGGGUUCAUCACUAAGGCUAAGAUCUCUUCAAUCAAGGAGUCUCAGAUCAAUGUUGAGCUCGCUAGCAAUGUUCAUGGACGCAUUGAUGCUUCUCAGAUUUAUGACUCGUACAAGGAUGUCAAAAACAAGAAGAACCCCCUCAAGGCCUUCAACGUUCACCAGAUCAUCGACGUUAAGGUCCUUGGAUGGCACGACGCGAAGAACCACCGCUUUUUGGCUAUUACUCACAAGAAGAGCAACAAGGGUCCCACUGUCUUGGAGUUGACCAUGAAGCCUUCCGAGUUGAAGAAGGCUGAGGUCAACAUCCCGGGAUAUGCGGAUAUUAAGGUUGGUGAGAAGUACACCGUUUUCGUCAACAAUGUUGCCGCUUACGGUUUGUUCGUUACUCUCAACCCCAACGUCCGUGGUCGUGUCAACAUCCUCGAUGCCUCCGACAAUGUGGACGAGAUUCAGAACCUUGCUGAGCACUACCCUGUCGGUGCCGCUCUUGAGGUCAAGGCUGUCAGCAAGGACGACAAGAACAACUUUGUAAACUUCUCUGCCCGCGCCUUGAAGAACCCUAUCACCAACUACGAGUCUCUCAGCGUUGGCGCUAUCAUCCCCGCUCGUGUCACCAAGAUUACUGAGCAGGGUUUGAUUGUCCAGUUGAGCGAUGAGUUGAUUGGUCGUGUCUACCUUACCGAUAUUGCUGACGAGUACUCUGCUGAGCCUACCAAGGGCUUCGAGAAGGACCAGAUUGUCCGUGUCUGUGUCGUUGAGGUGGAUGUUUCCAAUAAGCGCAUUGCCUGUUCCACCAGGGUGUCCAGGACUCUCUCUUCCUCUGCCGCCAAGGUCGAUGCUGAGAUCAACACCGUCAGUGACCUCACGAAGGACUCUGUCGUCCGUGGUUACGUCAGGAACGUUGCCGACAACGGUUUGUACGUUUCGCUUGGUCGCAAUGUUGUCGCUCGUGUCAAGAUUGCCGAGUUGUUCGAUGAGUACGUCAAGGACUGGAAGCCCAAGUUCAAGAAGGACCAGCUCGUUGAGGGUCGCAUCGCUUCCGUUGACAAGGAGCACAGCAGGGUGGAGAUGUCUUUGAAGAAGAAGGCCGUCUCUGAGACCAGGUCUGAGGGAAUCAAAUUGACUGACCUUGAGGCUGGCCAGAUCGUUGAUGGUCUCGUCACCAAGGUUGUUGACUAUGGUCUCUUCAUUCGCGUUCAGGACUCUUCUGUCUCGGGUCUCUGCCACAUUGCCGAGGUCUCCGACACUAAGAUUAAGGACUUGAGCAAGGUUUACUCUGAGGGUGACCUCGUCAAGGCUAAGAUCUUGAAGAUCGACACCGACAAGCGUCGUGUUUCCUUCGGUCUCAAGUCUUCUUACUUUGAGGAUGCUGAGGAGGACGAUGAGGAGGACGACAGUUCCGAGGAGGAAGGUUCUGAAGACGAUGAGGAGAUGGAGAUCGAAGGCCUUGAGUCUGGCGAGGAGGACGAGGAUGAAGAUGAUGAUGAGGACAUGGAGGGCUUCGAGUUUGAGGAUGAAGAUGCCGACGAGGGCAGCGAUGAUGAUGAGCAGGAGGAGAAGGCGCCUGCUCUGUCCGUUGGUGGUUUCGACUGGUCUGGCGAUGUCAUGGCUUCCCUGCAGGGUGGUGCCGAGUCUUCUGACUCAGAGAGUGAAGAUGAGGAUGAUAACACCAGCAAGAAGAAGAAGAAGUCAAAGAAGUCUGCCGUUAAGAUCGACAAGACCGCCGACCUUGACAAGCAGGCUCCUCAAACUUCUUCUGACUACGAGCGUUUGCUCAUCGGUUCGCCAGACUCCUCUUUCCUCUGGAUCAACUACAUGGCUUUCCAGCUCCAGCUUUCUGAGAUCGAGAAAGCGCGUGAGAUUGGAGAGCGUGCGUUGAAGAGCAUCAACUACCGCGAAGAGCAGGAGAAGCUCAACGUCUGGGUUGCUAUGAUGAACUUGGAGAACACCUUCGGUUCUGAAGAGACUCUGGAAGAUGUCUUUAAGCGCGCUUGCCAGUACAACGAGCCUAAAAAGGUGUACGGUCACCUCUGCGAUAUCCUUGGCCGUUCUCAGAAGAUCGCGGCUGCGAAGGAGCUUCACCAGAAGACUGUCAAGAAGUUCUCCCAGUCCAGCAAGGUCUGGAGCAACUUUGCUCAGUUCCUGGUCGACAACAGCAGCAUCGAGGAUGCUCGUGCUCUUUUGCCGCGUGCUCUUCAGAGUUUGCCUAAGCGCAAGCACAUCAAGACUAUUCUCCGUUUUGCGCAGAUGGAGUUCAAGUCUGGUGAUGCCGAGCGUGGACGCACGAUUUUCGAGGGUCUUCUUAGCUCAUACCCCAAGCGUCUUGAUCUGUGGAACAUCCUCCUUGAUCUCGAGACUACCCAUGGUGAGACCGAUGCCGUCAGGCGUCUCUUCAACCGUGUCUUGGCUCUCAAGUUAUCGAGCAAGAAGGCCAAGUUCAUCUUCAAGAAGUGGCUUGGUUUCGAGAAGGAGCAUGGUGACGAUGUGAGUGUCACCGAGGUGAAGGAGAGAGCUGCUGAGUGGGUCGCACAAAACGUCAAGGGUGACGAGUAAACUUCUGCGGAUACCAUGGUAUACAUUCUUUAGCAUUUUUGGGUUUUUUUUUU